GCGCCUCUGUCGUCCUGUGAACACUGCUCUGAUCAUAUUGGAAAUUGCGGAGGAGGAGACCAACUAUUUAACCAUCGAUAAUCGAAGACGGUAACAAUGCCAAGGAGGAAGCAAUGAGUCUGGUUAACAUCGACGAUUGGUUGCCGGUGCGGCGAGGAGAAGAGGAGUUGUGCAGGCAGCCUGGUUUGAGCAUCUCAGGAAUGGGAGUUCGUGCAGGUGUUUAUGGACAGGCGAUUUUCGCUCUCGUUUACGGCCUAUACUGCAUCUACCUUGCUACUCUUCCGCGCGACCGACGCCACACCUGGGCGCGCAAGGCCAUCUCCAGCAACAGCAUUGCUGCUAUGGGUAUCGUCCUAGAUGUCUAUGCCAUGUGGCACACCUAUCAAUACGGAUUCUCAACAUACGAUGCGGCGGUACAGGUGAACCUCAGCCUGCUCAUGUGUACCACCUGCCUCCUACUUGCUAUCAGCGUAUGGAUGCUCGCGCCUCUCGAUGCCAAUGCCGAUGGAGCCACAUUCGCAUUCCCUUUGGUAGGAGGACUGAUGCUUUUCACGACGAGCAUAGUCCUCGGGAAUCUCUCAUUAAGCCCAAGCCCAGCAUUGGCCUCCCUGUUCUGCACGCACUAUGGUACCUCGACACCCUACUCGUCUCCCAUCGAACUCAGUCCCAAGAUAUCGCAAUACUUCAUCUUUACAUUCGACGUGCUGAUGGAUCAUCUUGUCGCAACUUUUGUCCCUAGCGUUGGAUUCGGUCUCCUCUCCGGCGCGCUGACCGGCUGGAUCGAGCAGCGCGGUCUUCGCGUUCCCAAGGAAUGGACGAAAAUGCAUCUCCAGUCGAACUCUUUGACAAUUAUCAUGCGCGGAAGCCUCAAGCUUUCAGGAAUCGAGCACAUGAGUCUCCUAUGGCUAGGAGUAUGGGCAACCAAGAACGUCAAGCGCCUCCCUUGGGCGAUUGCCCUAUGCGUCCUAGUGUGCAGCACGUUCAUGCUCGCAUUCGCAUGGUGGACCGAAAUCAUCGUAUCGGCAAUUGAGAGACCUAGGGAGAUGACGAAAGAGGAGCUUGUAGCGCAGAGAAUUGCGUUUAGUGCCCUCGUUUUACCGACCGUCAGGAUGAUACCUCGACUCUGGUUGAUACCCUACAUUCGGCAUGUUGUAUGUGAUAGAGGAAGGGAUACAAAAGAAGACUAAUUUGUAUCGAUACCUAAUCCACAAUUCUCG
Molecule: messenger RNA, 1217 nt
Organism: Dacryopinax primogenitus
Lineage: Eukaryota; Fungi; Basidiomycota; Dacrymycetes; Dacrymycetales; Dacrymycetaceae
Exons: 2
Coding region: 114-1187 (357 amino acids)
Source: RefSeq, a predicted model, not a curated record